Molecule: messenger RNA, 10780 nt
Organism: Porites evermanni
Lineage: Eukaryota; Metazoa; Cnidaria; Anthozoa; Scleractinia; Poritidae
Source: the annotation of a GenBank genome assembly
AUGUGGAGUAAUCGAGUUGGGAUUCUUGGUAGAAGUGCAAGAAGAGGUACACUUAAACUAUCAAUUAUAAACUUUUACCCUGGUUCCCUAAUCAGACUUAAAAUGCCGACUUCUUGUUAAUUUCAGCCUUGCCUCUUCUUCAAAGCCGCCUCUACUCAAGCGAUUCGGUGCCAAAAAUUACAACACAUUACACCGUUGUACCAAGAGAAACUGAUCCAAGAUGGAAAGGUAAUUUUUGUUGCUUAUGUUAUGUUUUUUAGUAAGUAAUAGUAAAACUGGUUUCGUGACUUUUGGUAUGUGUACAGUGUAUACAACACAAGUUUUUCAGCGUUCACAAAAUAAUGUAAUAUCACAAGGGUUCAAUUUUUCGCUUUUAGAUGUAGAGAUGGAACGAUUUUCAGACGAAGCCGACGUUGUAAUAGUCGGUGGAGGGCCGGCUGGUUUAUCGGCUGCAAUCAGACUAAAGCAACUGGCCGAAGAAAAUGAGAAAGAAAUUCGAGUUUGCCUUGUGGAGAAAGCCUCGGAAAUCGGUGAGAUUACAUAACUUAGCUGCCUUUUUUCUUUAAUUCUUAUGUAAGUUCAACUUAGUCUUUUAAAAUUUAAUUUUGAAAAGCUUAAUUUUAAUUUUCUACCUCACUGUUUUAACGAAAGAGUCAAUUUUUAAAAUGUAUUUUGCGUUUCAAAUGACUGAUGCAAUCCAAUGCGAUGUGUUGAUGAUUGCGUGACAUUCACACCCCCGACUUUCCCUCUUUUGCGAGGCAAAGGAAGCCAUGUGGAAAAUCAAGUUUUAACGACUGAAUAUUUUCUGGUUAUAUACUUUGUUUUUGAUGUCCUUAACUCUGACAACACUAUUUUACACUUUUAGUGAUUUGAAAUGGAGUUUUAUUGUGUUGUCAUAGAAUAUCAAUGUGGCUAAAUGUAAUUUGGGCAAAGUUAACCUCUAACCAGUGCUGGUCAGCAGUUUUCCUAACUAUGCUGGGGUUUGUCCCAUGCCUCUAGCAAUGGCACCUCGACUGAACAUGUGUGUCAACGAACGAUCGUCAAGAAGCGUUUCACAGAACAUUCCCUGUGAAUGUCCCAACGGUACCUAUAGAGAAAGGAGUACGUUCUCGUAACGGGCCGAGGUGGUUGGAACACCCGUUGAAUGUUGAAGCUCAUCUAUUGGUGAUAAGUUUAAUCUGAGUAUUAGCGUUUGUUAAAUUUCUAAUUCUAUAUUAUUGCAAGGAUGUUUUCUUCAAAACAAAGUGAUUUUUAUGCAGUAUAUUGUAGCCUUUAGGAAAAAAAAAAAACAAUCUUACUACAUGUACCACAAUGUAAUUUUUGUGUAUACUUAAUAUUUAGAUGUUUCUGAAUCCUCCAGCACAUUACUAAAUCCCUUGUCCCAUCAUAUUCUUUAAAUCCCAAAUUUCACUCUCACUUCCUUUUAAAAACUUGAGUCCUGGCCAACCAGAAGCAGUGAAAAACCCAUUGAGAAUACUAAUCAGUCUAAACAGCUGUGGCUGAACUGUCCUGAAAGCAUUGACAAUCUUCCUUUACUCCCUAGGUGGACAUACUCUGUCUGGGGCUUGCCUGGAGCCACGAGCACUUAAUGAACUGUUACCUGAUUGGAAGGACAGAGGGGUAAGAGAAAAGAAAAAAGAACAUUUAGUUUAACAAAGUAAAUGGUAAAUUUACCAACUGUAUGAGAUAAAAUAAUACAGUAACUAGAGGCUGAUUUUAUUAUACAAAACAUGUCCUUUUGAAAAUAAUGGAAAAGUUAUGCAUGUUACAGGUCAUUAAAUUCAGGCUAAAAUUUCUUAAACUACCAGGUAGAUUGAAAUAAGAUAAAGAUAAAAUCAAAAAAGACAAAGGAAAUUGAGAAUCAACCUAGAUCAACAAAGUCUUAUCUGAAUUUAAUUUUGACCUGUAUCAUACACAUCGUGAAAAACAUAACUUUUCAAACUGUGGGAUGAAGAAUGAAAAUGUAAAAUGGGAGCAGGUUAUUAUCUAAAUCUAUGUUUUUUUUUUAUUUCUCUAGGCUCCUCUCAAUACACCGGUCAAAGAGGACAAAUUUGCAAUCUUGACAGAAAAAAGAAGAAUUCCAGUGCCAAUUCUACCAGGUUAAUGUGCUACCUUUAGGUUCAAAACUGAAUUCUCUUACAUCAUUGAUGAAAUAUAAUAUUUAUUGUAUUACUUUGAAAUUUAUAUUUUUCCAAGUGAAAGUAAGUAACUUAGUUUUAUUGCAAUUUGCUGGUAAAUUCAGUUUAUUGUUGCCAUUGAAAGUUAGGAGAAAAUGGUGCAGAACAUGAGGCAGCUAUGGAACUUCAACAUACAUGUACAGCUGUUUCAUAUGAACUUGAUUAAAUAGCAGCAAUGUACAUGUAUUUGCAGAACAUUACUUUAUCAAACAACCAGUAAUGUGAUGUAUUGCAUCCCAUUUGACAAAUUUAUAAGAGAUGAUGGCCAAAGUGCCUGUUACAGGGCUGUCAGCCCCCCACGUCUUCAAAUAUUGAGAAUAUUGAUGCGGAAGGGAUGAUAGGUGACAUCAUAAUGCACGGCACAUGAUGUAAUUUGUGAAAAAAAAUGCGCGGAAAAGAUGUUGUUGGAAUUGUAACAUUUGACCUAAUUGGUUUACUUCCUACAAAUCACAUUAUUGCUUAUAUUACAAUGGCAUAGCGGAGUUUGUGACGAAAUGUUUGAUGUUAACAGUAAAUUAUAGCUCAAACAACACAAAAUAUUUGAACUUUAAUUGUCAGAAAGUCAACUAUGGAGAAUUGCGAUGUGACUCAGUCAUGAUUGCUCUAAAAGCAAUGAAUUCUUAACUCCUGCUUGUUUUUCUAAGGGUGAUGCUAGUCUUUGCACCAGAGCGCGUAAUUCCUCCCUUGGUGAUAACUUUUGAAUUAACUUAAUUUAACAGUCUUGUGACUGCACAUGUGCAAGCAGAGUGUACGUCAUGUAAGCACAACUAAAUAGUUAUGAUCAAUCGUGAGCAUUGGUCGACAGCGUCUCGUCAAAUCUUUUUUUGGCACUAUUUCUGUUUUUGAGUGUCUAUUGACCUGGUGCAAAACCUUCUUAUAAAAAUAAAAAAAACUGUCCAUGGACCUGGUCCAAGACAGGGGGUCCAUGGACCCGGUCCAUGAAAGUGGUCUAUGGACCCGGUCCAAAGAGGGGGUACAUGGACCCCUGGUCCAUGUUUUGUCCUCACCCAUUUUCAUCACUCCAUUCGUCACUCCAUUUGUCACUACUAUCUUUUUCCUUCUACCGGUACUUUUAUUGGGAAUAAACACCUUCUACUACAUGUAUUUCGGAAGGGGGCCUUUGAGGUCCUCACUGGCUUUGACUGCAACAAGACUAGAUUUGAACGUUAUUUUGACUGUUAGUGAUAAUGUUUAGUGGUAGAACAAGGACAACACAUGAAGCUUUUCAUGUCAGAAUUUCCUCUUCACCAGCAAGAAGGUCAGGCUUUUUCCAAAGCUGGUUAGCCGUACUAGUACGUAUAUACUGUUAGAGAGAAUUUGCUGAUGAUAGCAAAGAAGUUUAUAUUAAGUAUGGAAGUGUUAAAGGAUAUCGCUGGCUUGCUGACUUUGUGAUUAAUGUCACACAUCUAUGCAGCUAAGGAGAAUAAAUAACAUAAAAAACACUCUUACUUGAUUCCAACAGAAGCAAAAUACCAUGAUAUUACUCCAUUGAUUGCAAUAAUAUGGAGCUGUAAAAAGGAAGCCAUUCUAGGAUUCAAGAUAUUAUAGAAAUUAAUAUUCAAUUUAUGUUAAGAAUGUAAAAAUCAAUGCCUAUAGUGUUACUAGGUUGCUAUGUGAAAGACAGUAAAGUCCAUCAGAAAUAUAAUACUCUGUAGACCCCGUGUUUAAUGCAACAGUUUUACUAAGAUCAUUUUUUUUUCUGUCCAUGCUACAUCUAAAUCUGAUCUUACAUUUUCAGGAGAAUAUGCAUAUACAUAAAGGAACUCUGCACUACGUUUAAAUAAUCUACUUUAAUCUACUUGUGAGAUGAGAUAUGCAUCUUCUAUCUUUGAAGAAUAAAAGAUUGUUUCUAUUUUUAUUAUUGUUAUUAUUAUUAGUGAACGUUAUUAUUAUUAUUAUAAUUAUUGUCAUUGUCAUUAAUAUCUAUAUUACACCAGCAAGUGCUACUAGGCUUCAAAGGCUUUGUACAUGUAGGAAUAUGAAGAAUCAACUGGUUGACUUACGUGUAUCUGCGUAACGUAACAUUUGGUAUAUCUCUAACAGGAUUACCCAUGCAUAACCAUGGCAACUACAUAGUCAGGCUUGGAAACUUUGUCCGCUGGUUGGGUGAGCAGGCAGAAGCAUUAGGUGUGGAGAUAUAUCCUGGAUACGCUGCUAGUGAGGUGAGCCUUUACACUGAUCUUUAAUAAUAAUGAUAUGCUACUAGAAUAUUAAUACCUCACCUUUUUUUCAGAAAACAAACACAAUUAUUACUGGAGACAAAAAGGCCUAUGUUUAUCCUAAGGAAGACAUAGGGGCAGAGUGGUUUGAAGCCUGGUUAAAGAUGUAACUCUGCUGUACAGUAUGAUAAAUGCGUUGUUAUCAUCUUUCAAACUACUUGGCCUGUGAAUGAGCAACUUUAAAUGAAAGGACAUGUGCCUGACUAGGUCAAGACAUUCUGGCUUGAGAAAACAAAAACGUAUUGUUUAAAAAACAAGCUGGUCAUUCAGGUUUGAAUACUCAAGGCAAAGCCAAGAGUUUUUACACCUAAUAAUACAUGACUGUGAGUUUUCUGAAUGGCUUCAAAAUCUCUGAUAUAGAUCAGCUCAUUCUGGUCUAAAAGACUGGAUGUAAAGUUUAGUCGUGUCUUUAUCAGAUAUAAAGACACUCAUUAAACAUUGAUUGAUUUCUUUUGUUUUUUUCUUUAUGAAUUAUUUAUGACCUUUUGAACAUCACAUUAUGUUGAAUGCAAUAAUAUUAUUAUUUGAUUACCUUUAUUGCAAAGUAACAUCUGUUUUGUCUGAAUACUGGAGGUAAGCCUGUAACUUAUUUAUGAUCUAUUUCUUAAGGUUGUUCAAGGUGGUUUUAAAACUCAUUUCAAAAGAUACAUGUAUGGCUAUUAAAAUAAUGUUCUUGUGUUCAACACACAAAAGAUGCCAUGGCUGCAGGCUAUUCUGAUUGUUUGAGAAAGUGGCGAGAGAUUUUUUAAUAAGCCACUCACAAAACAUCCCAAUUAUGCAUAGCCAAAGCUACUACAAAAAUCCCUUUUCAACCCUCUGUAGGAAAGUCUUAGUUAAUGCCCUGAAAUCCUAAAAAUCAUUGCCAGUCACUGAUUAUAUGUACUUUAUGAUUGGAAUUUUAGGUGUUGUACCAUGAAGAUGGAAGUGUUAAAGGAAUUGCAACAAAUGAUGUCGGAAUUCAUAAAGAUGGCUCUCCUAAGGUGAACUAUUAAAUCAUUUCAUCAAAUUAAUUAUUCCUUGAUUGUUUCAAAUGUUCUCAUUACAGAGAAUGUUGUUCAAUUAAUUCAAGCCUCCAAAGAAGUUUUUGCAGACCAUGUGUUUAUUACGGUCAAACCUGGAAAACCAAGAACACCAAAAAUAUUUUGGGAAUGUUGUUGUGUUAGAAAGAAUGUUAAUUGUAUCGUGGUUUUGUGGCUAGUUCACGCGUGCUGAUCUUUUCUUUGAUUUGUUGUAACACAAUAACAUUCCUGCAAUAUUAUUUGAAGUGUUCAUGGAUUUGCUUGUUGGACUGUAAUACUAUGUAUGAAGAAAUGUUAUUUUUGUUAUUCUCAACCAUUACAGGCCAUGUUUGAGCGAGGUAUGGAACUCCAUGCUAAGGUGACAAUGUUUGGUGAAGGAUGCCAUGGUCAUCUGGCCAAGAAUAUGUACAAAAAAUUUAAUCUACGAGAAAAUUGUGAUCCUCAGACUUACGCUAUAGGCUUAAAAGAGGUAACUAAAAAUGUUUAAAGGGCAAUAAAACUUCCAGUAAGUGCCACUUUAAAAAUAUUUCCAAUAUCUGACUCGUUUUCUAAACAUUCAGUGCUAUAAUUUUAAGGGCCAUAUGAUUCACUUGCCAUGAAUGAGUUCAAUCAAUGUUAUGAGCAUUGAAUCAGAUGUUCCUUAAAAAUUUACAAAUAUAUAGCUUCAAAUUUCAGAGGAAAACUUAUAGUCUAUGAAAUACUUUGAUAAAUUAUUUUGUUACACAAGUGUUAUAAACGAAGGCAGCUUAAAACGUUGACCCAUGUAUCCUUAAUUAGUGUCAAAAUUGGCUCCUUAGCUAUGUAGAUCAGCGAUCAGUUUGUUUGUUUGUUUCAAAGUGAGAGUAAGAAAAGCAUAGUAACUCAGACCUGUGAUCAGUGGCCAUACUGGCAACACCACUAAAAUUUAUAGUUUUCUGUGUGUUAACAAUACUUAGUGGACAAGUGAAAGAAAGUGUUACUCCUUUUUUCAUACGUGCACAUCAUCAUCAAGAAUAAAUGAUAUAAAUCAGUGGCAUAUCCAGACCUUCAGAUAAGGGGGUACCCGAUCAUCCAAACCCUGAGCUAAGAUGUGGGGGGGGGUAAAAAAAAAAAUAAUUUUUUUUGUGCCCUUCGGUUUGCCCCCUCAGUUUGGUCUAAAAAUAGGAGGGGGGGGGGGGGCUGAGGCCCCACAAGCCCCCCCCGUGGAUCCCCCACUGUAAACAUCAGCUUAGUGCUUGCAGUACCCCGUUGGGAUCCUUUGUUAGCAUUCUAGAUUAAAUUUGAAUGUGUGUUGGGGUAGGGGGUCAAUGACACGGAAGUCCGGUAAAAAUUACCGGUUUUAGUUUUUUUUUAAACNAUAGCUCCAGAGAAGCAUCGUCCAGGCAGAGUAGAGCACACGGUUGGUUGGCCUCUGGUAAGUGGUGCUUCAAGACUCAAUGAAUUUUUCUUGGUGUUCAUUUAUUCACAAGCUUCCAAGGUCUUGACAAGCCAAGUUCAAAACUCAGACAUGAAGAAAACGAACGAGCGAAAGAGACCCCCAGAACUCUGCUCAUCCUUUGCGCAAAAUUGUUGUUUUGCCCUGUGUGUUUUUUUUUUCAUCACUUCUGCCUGAGUGACUCUGGUCUGUCUGCUUAAAGGGGCUGUGUCACGGCAGUCCAGUUCAUUUUGUUUAAUUUUGCCAAUUACUCGCCCUAAAUCGCAUUGGAACUUAAAGUAAGCAAAGAAACUACAUGGAAAUGACAAAAUCAGAGAUUCGAGACAAACAAAUAUGUCUUCUGAGCAUUAUUUUUGAAGUUGCAAACAGCAGAAAUCAACUUUGAAAAACUGUUAGGCUGAACAGUUUUCAAAAACCCUAAUUUCAAUCCUUUUCAAUCUUCUUCAGUUUUGCCCAUCCGUGGCAGCUGUUGUAUCUGUUGUGUUAUUUUAACCUUCCUUUAAUGUUUAAAGCGGUUAUUUUAAUGUUUCUCUUAAUUUAACAGGCAUUUUGUAAUUUCCUAAUCUGGCUGAAUUUCGUGACACAGCUCCUUUAAAGAGUGGCAGACUAUGAACGGUCUCCCAUUCUUCAAAGUCUGUCAAGCAAAACGUGGAGCAAAAGGGAAUGGUGUGACUGAGCCCACUAACUAGGAAGGGAACAGAGACUACAGCACUCGCAGUCUUAAAGAGCGAUGAAUUAUUUUCUUCGUAAUAUCGAUUGUGGACAUGAUAACCUUUCUUUUAAUAAAUCAUAUUUCCGAGAAUUCUGAAAUAAAGUUAACUUCGCAUUGCUCUGCAACGCGUUGAGUCAUUAAAUGUUGUUCGUACCACAACAUUUCCUUUUUUUCUCGCAAUUUCUUCACAACAGGAUAAAGACACGUAUGGAGGUUCAUUUCUAUAUCAUUUAGAGGAAGACACUCCUUUAGUCGCGGUUGGAUUUGUGGUGGGUUAUACAUUUAUAUAUGGAUGAAGGCUAAACAUACUAUACCUUAUGUACCAGUGAUGCAUACAUGUACAAUAAUUCUUUAUUCACCCAUCAUUAGGCAGACAUGGUCUCUGUUAGUAUGAACACAUGGAGAACAUUCUCUUCCCUGUUCAGUAACUACCCUUGAAAAAAGGAGGCACUGCACAGUUGGAAUUGAUUAAAACUCCUAUAGAGUGGGGAAAAAUUAAUUAUCUAUUGUUGGACAAAACAGGAUGCCUUUAUUGCUUCUUUGUGCUCUGGUGUUUUUGUCUCGCCAGUAUCGAUAAGAAAAAAAUAUCCUCUGGAACCCUGGGUAGUGUUAGAGUUGUCCAAAAAAGAACUUUGCCUUAUGACGGCAGUCUUAAACAAGCAGGUCACAGGAAAUUCAAGAGCGAAAAAAGUGAUAUUCUUAAUAGUUAGUAGAUUUCAGCACACUAGAUUUUUCUUACCAUGAAAAAAUGAAUAGGGGCUUAGAAUUUAGCUCAAGGUUUUCUGUUUAUUUGUUUGUUUUUCUUUCAACCUCUCCUGCUAACUCGCCAUGCAUAUGAACCCUUGUGUCUUCCUAGGUUGGGCUAGAUUACAGCAAUCCUUAUGUUUACCCUUUUAAAGAAUUUCAGGUAAGCUGUGUGGAAAACCAAUUAUAAUCAUCAUCAUCAUCUUAUUGAAAACAAGCCUUGGUAGUUUACGGUCGUUUCGCUAACGUCCUGUCCGCUAACUACUGAAGUCGUUUCCCGUACGUGUUGGGUCAGUUCCCUAACUGCUUUCGCCUGAUCAGUGGCUGAAAGAGCGAGGUAUUUUCAUACGUAUCGUACUUUUUNAUCAUCAUCAUCUUAUUGAAAACAAGCCUUGGUAGUUUACGGUCGUUUCGCUAACGUCCUGUCCGCUAACUACUGAAGUCGUUUCCCGUACGUGUUGGGUCAGUUCCCUAACUGCUUUCGCCUGAUCAGUGGCUGAAAGAGCGAGGUAUUUUCAUACGUAUCGUACUUUUUUGUAUCAUGGCUGAGAGAACGAAGCAUAUACAUGCGCAGCGCUCGUCUCGCCUCUUAGCGGAACGAUAUAAGACGUUGGCGAACGGGAAGUUAGCGAAACGACCGGUCACCGCCUUAUUCUUUUAUUAUUCUUAUUGUUAUUUAAUUAUUAUUUAUUUAUUUCUUUUGUAGCGCUUCAAGCUCCACCCAUCUGUGAGGCCAACAUUUGAAGGAGGCAAAAGAAUAGCUUACGGUGCAAGGGCACUUAAUGAGGGGGGCUUCCAGGUAGGAGCAUAUUAUUUGGUUACCCCAGGCCCCCUGUCUGUUACCACUCACUUCAUGUUGUAGCUAUCCUACCCAAAACUUAAGUAGCCUGUUCGAAAAUAUACGCUACUUCAGGAAAGACAUCCUCGGGGACCCGGGGGCUGUCAUUCGGGUCUGGGAGAAACGGCGCAACUAAUGUUCCGUUUCUCCAGACCCGAUUUAGGGCCUGUUUGUGGGGGACCCCAGGUAGGUAACAUAAUAGGUGGAAUGACCCGCCACAUGUUACCUCACCUACCUAGGGUCCCCCACCUCUAUAUAAACAGGCCCUUACUGUGCUGCCUCUAUAAGUCCGAGGUUGGAUGAAGACUGCUGAUCUUUGGUAUUUGAGUGGAAAAAAGUGCCUAUUCUUGAAACCUGAUGACCAAAAUAUUUGUCGAUGUUAGCAUUUGAAGAUUACCAUAAUACGUCCUAAUAUUGGUUGCAAUGAUUUCUAACUGCAGUACGUAUGUUAUCUUUGUUCAGUGCAUUCCCAAGUUGGCCUUCCCCGGUGGUCUUCUGGUUGGCUGUAGCCCCGGGUUUAUGAACGUUCCGAAGAUCAAGGGAACACACACGGCAAUGAAAUCUGGCAUGCUUGCUGCCGAGUGUGCUUUUGAAGCUUUAACUGAUGAAAAUUUCUCUUCCCCAACCGAAGGUAAGUAAUGCGCCUGUAGGUUUCGUCUUUUUAAACACCCCUUUUAUGGUGUUAUCUCGUAAAUCCCUUGAUCGACUACGUUAAUACAAAGCAAUCUCAGCUCAUUGUAUCGUCUACUACAUGCGCUACUUCACUGGGCACUUUCAACCAUGUUUGUAAAUGGCUGCACGAGGUUGCCAGAAAUGAACAUUUUGUUCGCAGGAAUCGUUUCACAAAGUAGAAUCAAGUUCCAAUUUUCAGCCCGUUCGCUGCAAAACACGCGUUGCGUGACCCGUUUAUGUCACAAGGGACGUAUGACUUACGACGUCGCGUGCAACCUGUGUCGCAACGGCACAACGGGAAAUUGCAAGACGGGUUAUACUAAAUAUUACCUAGCGUUGGCGCCUAUGGACAUAGAAAUAGAUACUUUUGGCCUUUGUUUCGGCAGGAAGCUAAUAGCUUGAUUUCUUUUUUCUAGGUCUCCUAAUUGAAUCAUAUGAACCACGGAUGAGAGAAAGCUGGAUAUGGAAAGAGCUUCAAAGCGUGCGCAAUAUCAGGCCCUCUUUCCACAGUCCCUUGGGUCUUUACGGUACAAUGCUGUACACCGGCAUUUUCUAUUACAUUCUCCGCGGCAAGGAACCUUGGACGCUGCGAAAUAGCAAACCCGACGCGGAACACUUGAAACCCGCCAAGGAAUGCACACCGAUUGAGUAUCCCAAACCCGACGGAGAAGUGACUUUUGACUUGCUAUCUUCAGUCGCGCUGAGCGGGACAAAUCACGAGGGGGACCAACCGGCACAUCUAACACUCAUGGAUGAUUCCGUGCCGGUUAACCGGAACCUCGCCAUAUAUGACGGCCCCGAGCAGAGGUUUUGCCCCGCCGGGGUUUAUGAAUAUGUUCCUAAUGAGGAUGGAGACGGAUUGAGGCUGCAGAUAAACGCUCAGAACUGCGUGCAUUGCAAGACAUGUGAUAUUAAGGAUCCCAGUCAGAAUAUCAACUGGGUUGUACCUGAGGGGGGAGGAGGGCCGGCGUACAACGGAAUGUGA